CUCAUCAUCACCCAUCACCAUGGAAGACAACGCCGGCGACUGCGGCGGCAUGACGGCCUUCGCGCUCCGCCUGGCGAAGCGUCUCGCCGACGUCGGCGUCAGCAGCAACAAGAACCUCGUCUUCUCGCCGGCGUCCCUGUACGCCGCGCUGGCGCUGGUGGCGGCCGGGGCACGGGGCACCACCCUGGACGAGCUCCUCGCGCUGCUCGGCGCCGCGUCGCUCGACGACCUCGAGGAGUCCGUACGCCGCGCCGUGGAGGUCGGCCUCGCCGACGAGUCCGCGUCCGGCGGGCCGCGCGUCUCCGACGCCUGCGGCGUCUGGCACGACGAGACGCUCGAGCUUAAGCCGGCCUACCGCGCCGCCGCCGCCGGCACCUACAAGGCCGUGACGCGCGCCGCCAACUUCCAAAGACAGGUCAGUCAGUCCAGGCAUAUGCAGCCAAAGAGAUCAAGAAAGAAGAUCAACAAGUGGGUGUCCAAGGCGACGAACAAGCUCAUCCCCGAGAUCCUCCCAGAUGGAUCAGUUCAUGUCGACACCGCCCUCGUGCUCGUGAACGCCAUCUACUUCAAGGGCAAAUGGUCCAAUCCCUUCCCCAGGUCGAGCACCACCACCGGCAAGUUCCACCGCCUCGACGGCAGCUCCGUCGACGUCCCGUUCAUGAGCAGCCGGGAGGAUCAGUACAUCGGCUUCCACGACGGCUUCACGGUGCUCAAGCUGCCGUACCACCACCGGACCAUGAAGAACCAUGGCGAUGGUGGCGACACUAUCACCAACAGUAGCAUCACUCGGGCCAUCCUCGAGCACUACGGCGGCGAGAACGUAGGGCUGUCGAUGUACAUCUUCCUUCCGGACGAGCGCGACGGCCUGCCGGCGCUCGUCGACAAGAUGGCGGCGUCGUCGUCGUCGUCCUCCUUCCUGCGCGACCACCGGCCGACGCGGCGUCGCGAGGUCGGCGACCUCAGGGUGCCGAGGUUCAAGGUGUCGUUCUACAGCCAGAUCAACGGGGUUCUGCAGGGGAUGGGGGUGACGGCCGCCUUCGACGCCGGCGAGGCCGACCUGUCCGGCAUGGCGGAGGGCGUGGAUCAGCGGGGCGGCGGGCUGGUGGUGGAGGAGGUGUUCCACAGGGCGGUCGUGGAGGUGAACGAGGAAGGCACGGAGGCGGCGGCGUCCACGGCCUGCACGAUCAGGCUCUUGAGCAUGAGCUACCCGGAGGACUUCGUCGCGGACCAUCCGUUCGCGUUCUUCGUGGUGGAGGAGACGUCGGGCGCGGUGCUCUUCGCCGGCCACGUCCUUGACCCAACAAGCAGCUCAGAGUGACAAUGCAAGAAGAUGAAUAGCAUAAUAAUAGAAUAGAUAAACAAAAUGAAAUUUCAGCGUUGAUUAGAAAACUACCUAAAUUUAUGGCGCCAUACUUUUUAUGAAAAAAUA
Oryza sativa Japonica Group (Japanese rice) is the source of this 1429-nucleotide messenger RNA. NCBI's taxonomy places the organism in Eukaryota, Viridiplantae, Streptophyta, Magnoliopsida, Poales, Poaceae. The record is from RefSeq and is a predicted model, not a curated record.